GCUGAGCGGCGGGCAAGAUGGACGCCGAGAGCCUCCUGCUGUCCCUGGAGCUGGCGUCGGGCAGUGGGCAGGGCCUCAGCCCGGACCGUCGGGCCUCGCUGCUCACUUCCCUCUUGCUGGUUAAGCGCGACUAUCGCUACAGUCGGGUGCUCUUCUGGGGCCGCAUCCUUGGCCUCGUCACCGAUUACUACAUCGCGCAGGGCCUGAUUGAGGACCAACUUGCACCGCGCAAGACACUGUACAGCCUGAACUGCAUGGAGUGGAGCCUCUUGCCCCCUGCCACAGAGGAGAUGGUGGAGCAGACGUCCGUGGUGAAGGGCCGCUUCAUGGGGGACCCCUCACAUGAGUAUGAACACGUCGACCUGCAGAAGGUGAACGAUGGUGAUAAAGUCUUUGAAGAAGAAAUAGUGGUGCGGAUCAAGGAAGAGACCCGCUUGGUGUCCAUCAUUGACCAGAUUGACAAGGCUGUGGCUGUUAUCCCUCGAGGCGCCCUCUUUAAGACCCCUUUUGGACCCGUCCAUGUCAAUCGGACCUUUGAAGGACUGUCCAUGUCUGAAGCCAAGAAGCUUAGUUCCUACUUCCACUUCAGGGAGCCUGUUGAGCUGAAGAAUAAGACCUUGCUUGAGAAGGCUGACCUAGACCCCUCCCUGGACUUCAUGGACUCUUUGGAGAAUGACAUCCCCAAAGGGUCCUGGAGCAUCCAGAUGGAGAGGGGCAAUGCCCUGGUGGUGCUGCGCAGUCUGCUCUGGCCAGGCCUCACCUUCUACCACACCCCUGGCACCAAGAACUGUGGCUAUAUCUACGUGGGCACUGGUGAGAAGAACAUAGACUUGCCCUUCAUGCUGUAGGUGGGGCCAGCCCCAGGAACUUUCUGUGUAGAGCAUAAACAUUAUUUUCACACA
Messenger RNA from Phyllostomus discolor (pale spear-nosed bat), 902 nucleotides. RefSeq names its product radial spoke head component 9 (gene RSPH9). The record is from RefSeq and is a predicted model, not a curated record. Lineage: Eukaryota; Metazoa; Chordata; Mammalia; Chiroptera; Phyllostomidae. Gene Ontology annotation, cellular component: axoneme. Gene Ontology annotation, biological process: motile cilium assembly; axoneme assembly; cilium movement involved in cell motility. The transcript is spliced from 5 exons. The coding region runs from base 18 to 848 and encodes 276 amino acids.